Molecule: messenger RNA, 6202 nt
Organism: Anoplopoma fimbria (sablefish)
Lineage: Eukaryota; Metazoa; Chordata; Actinopteri; Perciformes; Anoplopomatidae
Gene: map3k2
Product: mitogen-activated protein kinase kinase kinase 2
Exons: 16
Coding region: 447-2381 (644 amino acids)
Biological process (GO): protein phosphorylation
Molecular function (GO): ATP binding; protein kinase activity; protein binding
Source: RefSeq, a predicted model, not a curated record
UUAUGUUGCAAUAUAUAUUAGAUUAGAUUCAACUUUAUUGUCAUUGCACAGAGUACAAGUACUAGUACAACGAAAUGCAGUUUCAGCAUCUAACCAGAAGUGCAAAAGAAGCAGUCAAGGUGCAGUGCAAUGUGCAGGAUAAAUAACAGAUAAUAAUAAUACAGUCAGCUGUACAGUUACAGUUUCAUGUCCCACUAUGAUGCAAGUCAAAGUAAUGAGCACCAAUAAGACAACUUCAAUCUAAAUGAUCUCCUCGAACCUAAACGGUAUUGUUUUACAGUUAUCGUGAUGGUUAUGUUAACAUCUAACCCAGUCCUGUGUAAGAGUUUCACUGUUUACAGAUCAGCUGAUCAGUCAGCAGCUUCAGGCUCUAACUUGCAGCUCGAUCAGCUGCAUGUCAAGAUUGAUGUUGUCCUUUGCUGUUGCAGGAGAAAGGAAUCCCUUUGAUGGGAGAAUCCUCUUUCCUGGCCUCCUGGGUCAAUCGCCGUGCCAUUAUGAUGGAUGAGCAGGAGGCGCUGAACUCGAUCAUGCAGGACUUGGCCGAACUGCACCGCUCUAGCCGUCCUGCCACGUUCCUGUCGGACCUGGGCAAACCCAAAGCCUCCUCGCCCAAGAACCAGAACGAUGUCAGAGUGAAGUUCGAGUUCAAAGGGGAGAAGAGGAUCUUACAGUUUCCUCGACCUGUCCAGCUGGACGACCUGAGGGCGAAAGCUAAAGUGGCUUUCGGUCAGACGAUGGACCUUCACUACACCAACAAUGAGUUGGUGAUUCCGCUGACCACUCAGGACGACCUGGACAAGGCCGUGGAGCUGCUGGAUCGAAGUGUUCACAUGAAGAGCCUGAAGAUCCUCCUGGUGCUCCAGAUGUCCUCUCAGAACUCUUCCUCCAAUAUGGACCUGUUGUCGUCCCACGAGGAGCUGGACAACACAGGAUUCAGGCUCGCUGACAAGAAGAGCAUGCUGGCUUUGAUAGGCUCCCAUUCGACAGACCGCAGCUCCCCUCCUCCAGGGUACAUUCCCGACGCGCUCCAGCAGGUAGCGAGGAACGGCUCCUUCACCAGCAUCAACAGCGAGGGAGAGUUCAUUCCUGAGAGCAUGGACCAGAUGCUGGACCCGCUGUCUAUGAGCAGUCCAGAAAACUCUGCGUCUGGAAGCUGUCCCUCAUUAGACAGCCCACUGGACAGCGACUACCCGAAGUCCAGGAUGCCGCGAGCACAGAGCUACCCAGACAACCACCAGGACUUUCCAGAAUAUGAAAUCCCAGUGUUUGAGAAGUCGGGGAAAGGUGGGACGUACCCUCGGCGAUACGGCAUUCCCUUCGGUCUUCAGGAUUACAGUGACGGGAGGAAAACCUUCCCUCGUGCUCGCCGGACGCAGGUCCACGGCUUCCGCUCUCCGGUGAGCUUCAGCCCGACGGAACAGUCGCCCAGCACCAGCAGCGGCAGCAGUGUCUUCACUCCCGACCUGGAGGAGGCCCCGGGGCCCGCCAGGAGGCCGCGGAGGGGCAGCGACAUUGAACCCAACCUGACGGGUCCGACCCUGUCUGUGAUGGACAUCAGCCCACCCAGCCGCUCUCCACGCGCACCAACAAACUGGCGGCUGGGAAAGCUCCUGGGUCAGGGCGCCUUCGGACGGGUUUUUCUCUGUUAUGAUGCCGAUACUGGACGGGAACUGGCGGUCAAACAGGUCCAGUUUGACCCAGAGAGUCCGGAGACCAGCAAGGAGGUGAGCGCGUUGGAGUGUGAAAUCCAGCUCCUGAAGAACUUGUGUAACGAGCGUAUUGUCCAGUACUACGGCUGCCUGAGGGACACCAUGGAGCGAACGCUCUCCAUCUUCAUGGAGUACAUGCCCGGAGGCUCCAUCAAGGACCAGCUGAAGUCGUACGGAGCGCUGACGGAAAACGUGACGCGCCGCUACACCCGUCAGAUCCUGGAGGGGGUUUCCUACCUGCACAGCAACAUGAUUGUCCACAGAGACAUCAAAGGGGCCAACAUCCUGCGUGACUCGGUGGGUAACGUGAAGCUGGGAGACUUCGGGGCCAGUCGGCGGCUGCAGACCAUCUGUCUGUCAGGAACUGGCAUCAUGUCGGUGACCGGCACCCCCUACUGGAUGAGUCCAGAAGUGAUCAGUGGAGAGGGCUACGGCAGGAAGGCUGACAUCUGGAGCAUCGGCUGCACCGUGGUGGAGAUGCUGACGCAGCGACCCCCCUGGGCAGAGUUUGAGGCCAUGGCGGCCAUCUUUAAGAUUGCCACCCAGCCCACCAACCCCGUGCUGCCUGCACACGUGUCGGACCACUGCCGAGAGUUCCUCAAACGGAUCUUUGUAGAGACUAAGCAGCGUCCGUCUGCUGAUGAGCUACUGAGGCACAUCUUUGUACAUUAACCCCUGAACCUUUAACCCCGCCCCCCCGCCCGCCUGCAGGAACUGCCAGAUACGGCCUUACCUGCCUCUGACUCCGCCCCCUCCGCCUCCAUGCUGAAAAUAUCUGGACCUGGAGGAACUGGCUGAAAGAAGGUGGGGUGUGUCGACAGGUGGGGGGGUGCGUACUGGCUCCUCCCGUCUCUGUUUGUAGGAGACCGCCAUAGACGACAUGAUUUAUAUUUUAUUUUUCUCCGCAAGUUGCACCUUAAUUUCUCAACCAAGGAGAGGUGGAGCGCUUUCUCCUGAAGGAAAGCGACUCUUUGAAAAGCCCUCCUCUUUUUUAUGUUUGUACGGUUUCUCUCUUCACACCUUUGGGAGUGGGAUGGUGUCGUUGUCGUGGACCUACAGCAGGUGAUGCCUGGCUCUCGAGUGGCCCUGGACCCCCAUCUCGCCGACCCGACCCCGGAAUGUAGUCUCCUGCCAAAACCCAGAGGGAUGGUGACGACCUGGGCCCGCUGCUAUAGACGAACCUGAACCCCAGCUGCAGAGAACACUCUCCGAAAACCGUUUCCAGUCACCUGCCCUCAUCCCGCCUCCUCUUCCUCUCCGUCUUCGUCUCCCUGCUUUACUGUCCACCUCCCCUCCUCUUCCUCCUCCAUCUUUGAUCCUCGCCGUGUGCCUUUUCUGUUUUUUAGCAGUCCUGAGUUCUUCGCCACAAGGUUUCUCACUGUUGUUUUGCCUCCCGGAUAAAACUGCCUUUGCACCAUUAGCCCAAAUCCAGCUGAUCUCAGUUCAGCCGUUAUGUCCGCUUCUGCCUUUUCUGUAAGGGGACUCCUGGAGUUGAGCCGGCUGCAUGCUGAUCUCUUCUGCUCCACCUGUCUGCUCUGGCUGGUAACCAAAUGUCCAUCAGACUCUCUGCUUGGUUUAAUAGAGAAAUGUGUCUGAAUGUACCAGCUGACUGGUACGCUCACAGGGAUUGGUUCUCCUGCUUUGGUCUCUCUCUUCAGAUGCAGCUUCUCUCCUCUGCUUCGUAUUCACUGAUCAGGUCGGUGGAGCUCUUGUCAUGGCAGAUCACAUUCUGGAUUAGCUGAGAGGAAGUUUACUGCUGAGACAUGACGGGACAAACGGGUCCUUUAAGCAGCUCGCGUUCAGAAAAUGUACAAAUUAUCAGCUGACUGGUGAGCAGAAUAUUUCAACUCCAAUCACUGGAUGUAAACUGAAGUGUGUGAUGAACUAGUCGACUCUCAAAAACAUAACCUAAAUAGAAAACGGCACUAAUUCAACUACAGCUAAAGCUAUUAGUAGAAAAUGAAUCGGCAAUGAUUUCAAAUAUAUCAGAUAACCAUUAAUGUUUUCAGCUGCUGCAGACUUUCUGUCAUUCUGCCAUGACUUGAUUACUUGAAGCAGAAGAGAGGUGUGUUUGAAGAGUGUCCACCUGCUGCGAGGCGAGAAGCUCACAGCUGAUUGGCCGGAUGUCUGGCUGCAUGACGCUGUGGUUGGUUGUAUUUCAAACUAAAGGCUGGAGCGGUCAGCAUUUCAACCACAGGUACAUUUACAGGUAACGAGCCUCUUCACUUCCUCCACUGCUGCAUCGGUACCCGUUUGUUUGUCGUCGCUGUGCCGUAACGGAGACGCUCCCGUUGGGUCACAUGACUUGUUUUGUCGCCUCUCAUUCACUCCUCAGAUUAGACUCGCACUUGAAGUCGUUUACAGAUUCUCACAGCGUCGGUACUUUUGUUUUUUUUGCCAAAUCAGAUGUGAACUCGUCACUUUAGUCGAACCACAAACACUCCGCUCAGCAUCGUUGUCUCUCGCUGCUGUUUCCUCGUAGGCCGAGCUUCCAUCACGUCUGUCUGUUAAUUAUGACGUCUGUCUGUUGAUUAUGACGUCUGUCUGUUGAUUAUGACGUCUGUCUGUUGAUUAUGACGUCUGUCUGUUGAUUAUGACGUCUGUUCGUAGCGUUGGCUCUGUAACUGUGCAGCAGUGAGAUGUUUCUACAACCAGUGACUCCUCGGCUUAUGUUGACAAAUCAGCACCUCCAAAACAUUAAUAACUAUUUAAUAAUACGAUAUUCAGUCGGCUGCACGUUUAACAAAAGUAAUAAUAGGAUUUAAACGGAUUAUCUGAAACCUUUCUUCCUUGUUUUGAGGCUAAAUCUGAACUUAUUAAAGGUGCAAUCAGUCUUUUCUUUACCGGCACAAAUGAAAUAUGUCCGCACAGAAAAAACCGUUCAGACCCCACCUGGUUGUUUAACGGUACGUAGAGAUCGAGGUACGUUACGUAACGCCCUUCUUGAGUCUGGCUUUGGUAUGUUUUAACACUUGAAUUCUAUAAUAAUGUAAAAUACAUUUCCUAGAAAGAACUAAGUAGUUUGGUGCAAUUUAAUUUAAGGGUGGAAUGAGAGUUCUCAGUUGGUGUAAAACAUUCAACAAAUAUGGAGAAUAAAGUCUCCAAUAAUGAUGUAUAAUAAUAUUUCAAUCACAUAUAAUUCUUAUUCUACCCAUCAUUUUAACCAGGAAACUUUUAAGGAGAUUAUUAAGAAAAUAUGUUGUCUUUCAUUUCCUAAUCAAGUGAAUCAUGCGUUUGUUGUUGUAGUUCCUCACAGCCGCCACGAGGUGUUAGUGAAGAGAAAUAUUUUACUGAUUGCACCUUUUUCUUAAAACGGGAGGAAAAUAUUGCUCAUCAAACAUUAAUCGAUUGGUGAACUUUUAUCACAGCUGGUGAUUCUCUCUGAAGGCAUUUGUUUAGCUCGUUGGAAACAAACAGGUGGUUUAAACUGAAACAAACUCCUUCAACACUCAAUUUAUGCAUUUUCAAAACCAUAUAUUUCCCAAAAACCCCACAGAAGAGAGAGAGAGCCUCCAUUUUGCAAACAUUAGUGGUUGUAUUGAGUUUGAGGCGGCCUUCAGUAAGCUGUUGUAAUGCCGCCAGCACUGGUAACCCUUGAUACGCACUACCAUUAUGCACUAUCUUUGAUUCACUGAUGCUUUUUCACGAUUCCUCGUCGGCUGUCACUGUAGUGCAGCUCCGUUCAGCGACCUUUUCUUUGCACAUUUUAAAGACUAUUUUUUUAUUUUUACACAAGUGUUAUUGUGAGCGCAUGUGUGUGUGUGUGUGUGUGAGAAAGAGAAAACUCAAUACAAGAAUGUAAUGUCUCUUUUUUUUUUUUUUUUUUUUUACCGUCAGAUGGCCUCUAUCACCUCCGUGGAUUAACUCCUCGGUACCAGUAUUUGUCACCUGCAAAUGCCAAGAUACACCUGUAGUUCUCUUUAGUGUCUAAAGCCACUGCUGCCACUCCUGUGUGCGUGUGUGUGCGUGUUUGUAUGUGUGUGUGUGUGUGUGUGUGUGUGUCGACGUGCAUUUACUGCAAUUUGUGCUAUUUGGACAUUGCGCCCAAAAUGCCUUGAGCAUUCUGACUGUAGGAGGGGAGAAAAUGAAAAUAAUAAUGAUUUAAAAAAAUAAAUAAAUAAAAAGAAAAUCUUGUACAAAUGUAUAAAAUGAAAAUGUACCCUUUUUUAAAUAAGAAAAGUCCAAUUAUAUCCCACAUGUUUGGUCUCUGUGUAUUGUUAAAAAGCCAUGUUUAUAAUUCUAAUUGGUUUGUGACCAAUACGCCUGUUUAUAUCAGAUCUGUAUAUCAGUGGUACGCAUAAUUUUUUAAUAUAUAUUUUUUAUUUUACUUUUUUUUUAAUGGGAGAUUUUAUGCAUGGUUGGGUCUUGAGAGACGCAGCGGUGCCGUUGAAUGGUUGCUGUUUUUUGGCAAAAUUCUUGAGUAUUGCGACAGCUCUGUGUUCAUAAUUACAACAAUUAUGACAAUGAAAAAUAAUAAAAAGAUAUUUAUUUCA